Molecule: messenger RNA, 420 nt
Organism: Rotaria sordida
Lineage: Eukaryota; Metazoa; Rotifera; Eurotatoria; Philodinida; Philodinidae
Source: the annotation of a GenBank genome assembly
AUGUUGAUUACAAAAGUAAUCGUCAUUAUUUUAUGUUGUUUGGUGGUUUCAUCUUAUGGUCAACAACCAUCUACAUGUCCAGAUCAAGGUAGUGGUAAUUAUGGUUGCUUUGAUAUAACAUCACAAGGUAACUGCACAGAAGUAUCAAAUGAACAACCAACCUAUGAUAGUCGUUGGCCAGGUUCCGGUAUAGAUUUAAAUAUUGAUUGGGCUAUUAAAUGUGGUAAUAUUAUUGCAUACAAAAUUCGAUGGUUCAGUGGCGCAUGGUCCGGUUGGUAUGUACCAGGCGUUAAUGAUAUGGAUGAGAAAGUUAAUGGUGGUAAUGGUCUACGACGUAAGUGGUCAUACUUCGAGGAUCAUACUCAUACAUAUAUUAUAUGUAAAACAAAUAAUAUUAAUAUGUUGUAUGGAUGUCAAUAA